CCGGGGCGGGGCCGGGGGAGAGGCGGCCCGUCCCGAUCUCAGUGCUGAACCGGAGCCCUCCGGCAGUAUGAGAAAAUAUUUAACCAGGCACAUUAAGUGUUCGGGGUGUUCCUAGUUAGAAUUUUACGUUUGCUUUUUAUUAAAGUGUAUUGGUUUAUCUCUAAUUGGCAGUCUUAGAAAGGUUCAUUUUGUAGUUCUUCCUGUGUUAAAUAUUUCGUGGUCUGUAAACGGACACUAAACGAAAUGCUACUUGAAGAGACGUUGUGAUUAUUUAAUAAGUUGAAGCCAUUUCUGCACCAGAGGUGCCUCGAAUCCCCGGCCACACUGAGCACUUCAUAGAGGAGGGUAGGCACGCCAGCGUAGGAAACAGCCUUACCUAUCCUUUGCCCAGAAAUAAGUCUAGUUUUGUCCUUGUUGGGGCUGGUCUUAGGGAUGAAGUGAGAUUGCCAACAAGAAGAUGAAAUGUGGCAACUGUGGUGAGAUUUCGGACAAGUGGCAGUACAUCCGGCUGAUGGACAGUGUGGCACUGAAGGGGGGCCGUGGCAGUGCUUCCAUGGUCCAGAAGUGCAAGCUGUGUGCAAGAGAAAAUUCCAUCGAGAUUUUAAGCAGCACCAUCAAGCCUUACAAUGCUGAAGACAAUGAGAACUUCAAGACAAUAGUGGAGUUUGAGUGCCGGGGCCUUGAACCAGUUGAUUUCCAGCCCCAGGCUGGGUUUGCUGCUGAAGGUGUGGAGUCAGGGACAGCCUUCAGUGACAUUAAUCUGCAGGAGAAGGACUGGACUGACUAUGAUGAAAAGGCCCAGGAGUCUGUGGGAAUCUAUGAGGUCACCCACCAGUUUGUGAAGUGCUGAUCCCUCUUCCUUCCCAGUUGCCCUUAAGAACUGAGAAAGGACAAAGUACUCUAAGCAGCAGAGCCCACAGAGGCUGGUUCCUUUGAUCCUUGUCUCCUGGUGGCUAUACGAAACCUUCACAAUCUGCAUGCUGGACUUUAUUACAGUUUCCCAAGCCCCAUCAAUAAAGCCCCUGUUCAUGCUGCACUGGUGCAUGAAGGUGAAGUAAGGAGGCAGCUACUCCCUCCACAAAUCGUGCAGCAGCAGUUCACUCCUUAGGAAAAUGAAGAGUAUUUUUAAGGAGAUGGUAUCUCCCCAGUCAAGGGCAAGUUUACAGAGAUGAAACCGCGAUCCCACCAUCACUCAAUGAGCCAGAAGCCAAUGGUGACGUACUGUUACCUGAACUUACUGAACUUGCUGUUGGAAAGAUGUUUGUGAGGAUUAGGAAUUAGGUUAAAAGAAAUUAAGAACCAUCUUCAAGCAAAAAUUAAACUUUAUUUCUGCUUAAACAAUAAAUAUACCUGAGUUAGUUUUCCAAA
Molecule: messenger RNA, 1368 nt
Organism: Symphalangus syndactylus (siamang)
Lineage: Eukaryota; Metazoa; Chordata; Mammalia; Primates; Hylobatidae
Gene: CZIB
Product: CXXC motif containing zinc binding protein
Molecular function (GO): zinc ion binding
Source: RefSeq, a predicted model, not a curated record